AUGGCUUCGAAACGCAGUGCGAGAACGUUUGAGGGAGACGGUCACCACGUCACCGAGAACGAGACUCGUUGGGCACACACAAGGACGAAGGAGGAAGACGCAGCGGCCAAGGACACCCUCGAGAAGCGAUCCAACUACAAAACCCUAUCUCGGCGUGGGUCUGACGAAUCUUCUCACCCCCUUGAUACUGCUGUUGAGACGUCCAAGAACAUGACUGGGGUGACAUGCGAGAGCGCGGUGCAGGAUCUUGAGGCCCAAUGCGAACUAUCUCGCUGUGUCCGCCACUCUGCACAUGCCGAUCUCCGCCCAGCCCUGCCCCUUGUACCUACGGACCUGGCUUUCAAGCGGCAUGUACCUGAAAAGGGUCGUCCAGUGAACUUCGGUAUUGUGGUGCCUGGUGUGUACCGCAGCAGCUACCCGAAGCCCGAAGACUUCGGUUUUGUCAAGAACCUCGGUCUUCGCACCAUUGUAACGCUGGGACGAAAGGAUGAACCUGACGAGUUCUAUGCCAACUUUUUGGCUUCAAACUCUAUCCGACAUCACGUCAUUGAAAUGAAGGGGACCAAAAAGCAGAGCAUUCCUCUUAUGACGAUGAGAGACAUCCUGCGAAUCGUUCUAGACAAGCAACAGUAUCCAUUGAUGAUUCACUGCAAUCACGGAAAGCAUCGCACUGGAUGCGUAGUCGCUGUGGUACGGAAGCUGUCAGGCUGGGACGUGAGCAACGUUUUGGAUGAGUACAGGUCCUUUGCGGAGCCAAAGGUACGCGAUUGUGACAUUGCUUACAUCACCAACUUUGCCGUCGACGAUCUUUCAAAUCUCCACGUACACGCCGCCAGUAUGCGAUACAGGGUGCGGAAUUUCUUUCGCGCCACCGUUUUCGCAUUUUGCGUGUUGGUGCUCUGGACGGUCUCGGGCAGCAGAAUUUCAACAUCGGCAAGGAACGUCACACCGCUCAAGUGA
Molecule: messenger RNA, 960 nt
Organism: Verticillium nonalfalfae
Lineage: Eukaryota; Fungi; Ascomycota; Sordariomycetes; Glomerellales; Plectosphaerellaceae
Exons: 3
Coding region: 1-960 (319 amino acids)
Biological process (GO): protein dephosphorylation
Cellular component (GO): cytoplasm
Molecular function (GO): inositol diphosphate tetrakisphosphate diphosphatase activity; phosphatase activity
Source: RefSeq, a predicted model, not a curated record